Molecule: messenger RNA, 163 nt
Organism: Meloidogyne enterolobii
Lineage: Eukaryota; Metazoa; Nematoda; Chromadorea; Rhabditida; Meloidogynidae
Source: the annotation of a GenBank genome assembly
UGCAAUGGUACAACGACGCGUUAAUAUUACUAACCAGAUAGAAACAUCAGCUUCCCCAUAUUCAAGUAUACGCGUUCAAAGAGAAGGUGAAUUGGAAGAUGUUUCUACUUUAAAUGUUCAACAACAAGCACAACCACAAUGCAAUAAUAAGGUAAAUAAAUAG